Messenger RNA from Dentiscutata erythropus, 642 nucleotides. The record is from the annotation of a GenBank genome assembly. NCBI's taxonomy places the organism in Eukaryota, Fungi, Glomeromycota, Glomeromycetes, Diversisporales, Gigasporaceae.
AUGGCAAGCAAAAAUAAAUUCAACCUGGCAAAUUUAUGUUUUGCAAAUAAUGUUGAAACAAAUAUGUUCGACAAACCUUUAAACUUUAAUGGUCAACUGCAAAUAAUAGAAGAAGCUACUGAAUUACCUGAAACUGAAACUGAACCUGAUAAAUUCACUGAUUCAGAGGAGGAAUUAUAUCCUCUAACAAAAGGACAAAGUUUUGUAAAUUGGAAGGAUGUUGAGAGGUAUAAUAAAAAUUAUAUAAAAAGUCAUUCUCUUUAUAGUAAAGGCUUUGGGUUAAUGAAAAAAGCUUUGAACAUGGCAAUUGAAACUGGUCGAAAGCAUCAAAAACAUAUAGUAGCUUUCAAUGAUGGAGUGCAGAAAAAAGUAUUAAAAGAAAAUACUAACGUUCAGCAUAAUAAAAAUUUAAUAAGGUCAGAUAACUCUAGCAUUAGUAUUGAGUCAAUCGAUAUGGGUGGUGAUGCACAAGUUCAAGUAAGCCAAGAUCAAGAUCAAAUAAUGUAUGAUCAAAAUAUGGACACACAUGAAAAUCAAAGGACAGUUAUGGUAAUCAAUAAUGAGGCAAGAAAAAAUGAUCAUAUAUAUAUAGACAUUGUGGUAAAAAUGGUUAUCGAAGGUCUCGUUGUCCUGAUAUUAUGA